CAGUAGGCAUAACUCUGUUAACAACUUCCGGAAGAAACAGGAACAAGAAAAGGAUUGUCUCUACGUUUAUUUCUAUAUUUAUAAUUAACAGACGUCGUUUAUAUUUAUUCUUAGUGUAAAUAAUAGUGUAAAACCGAGCAGUUAAUCAGCUGCUAAAAUGAACGGUACAAUAUCAAUGAUGUCAACACAAAACAAUUCAGAAUCACCUAGCAAGAAAUUCCGAGCAGAAGAUGUUACAGCAGAGAGACAGUACAGAUUCUGUGGCCUUCGACUGAGCUGUGAUCAUGAGCGUGUGCCAAGCAAAGAAAGAGAACGCUACAUACGUUGAACAGAAAAAAUCAGAGUUUUUUUAUUACAUAAAAAAAACUCCUACUGACAAUAAUCGAGUAUCAAAAAAAAUACUCACAAAUUCUAGAUAGAUUUUGUUUUGAAAAAAAACUUGAGGUUGAUUAUGUUUGUCGAGUGAAUCAUCAACACUACAAUCGAUUAAUGGCUUCAAAUAGAAAGUGCUAAAGCAUCUUUAACAGAAAUGCUAGUGACUUCUUGCAAGGACCAAUUUAUGAUCUUAAUCAAACAGGUCAGGUUGUCGCUGGUCCUGGAGCAAAGUAUCUUACUUUGCCUGGAAUCUUGGGUGCUGGACUGCCGAAAAUAUCGUCAGAGCAACAAGAUACCGUGAAUAAAGCCAAAAAAUAUGCCAUGGAACAAAGUAUAAAAAUGGUCCUGAUGAAACAAACUUUGGCUCAUCAACAACAGCAAAUGGCUAGUCAACGGAAUCAGGUGCAGAGACAGCAGGCUCUCGCCCUCAUGUGCAGGGUAUACGUGGGCAGCAUAAGUUUUGAAUUGAAAGAAGAUACAAUAAGACAAGCUUUCUUACCUUUUGGUCCAAUUAAAUCAAUUAAUAUGUCAUGGGAUCCCGUGACACAAAAACACAAAGGCUUUGCAUUUGUUGAGUAUGAAAUACCUGAAGCGGCACAACUUGCUUUGGAACAGAUGAACGGCGUCAUGAUUGGUGGAAGAAAUAUCAAGGUCGUUGGAAGACCAUCAAAUAUGCCUCAAGCACAAUCGGUGAUUGAUGAAAUUACCGAAGAAAGUAAACACUAUAAUCGCAUUUAUAUUGCGUCAAUUCAUCAAGAUUUAACCGAGGAUGAUAUUAAAUCGGUUUUUGAAGCAUUUGGACCAAUUACCUAUUGUAAAUUGGCGCAAGGAAGUUCACCGCAUAGACACAAAGGCUAUGGUUUCAUUGAAUAUGAAACAAUGCAAUCUGCAUUAGAAGCCAUUGCUUCAAUGAAUUUAUUUGAUUUGGGUGGACAAUAUCUUCGAGUUGGACGUGCAAUUACACCGCCAAAUGCACUAAUGGGACCACCAAGUGGUACCAGUACAAUGCCAACAGCCGCUGCAGUUGCCGCAGCUGCAGCCACAGCUAAAAUUCAAGCGAUGGAUGCAGUUGCAAGUAAUGCUGUUGCAUUGGGUCUCACAAAACUUGGAGCAACGACACCUCCACUCUUAUCUCAAGCACUUCCAACUAUUGCUCGUUCAACAACACCGUCAAGUACAGUAAUGGCACCACCAUCGGUAGCAACAAUUGCACCUAUCAUUCCACCUCCUGGUAUUGCAAUUCCACAAACUUUGACGCGACCUCUUGCCAUUAUUCAACCGAUUACUGGUCAACCGGUCGCUAUUCCACCUCCGGCUGUUGUAGCGCCAACUGCAGUCGGUGCACAAGUUCAAAUACCAGUAACCGCUUCAUUAACCGCACCAAGUACGGACUUGAUGAGACGAGCUCAAGAGCAAGCGGCACAUCAAAAACAACAGGAGGAACUACAAAAGAAAUUAUUAGAAGAAACUGAACCACAGACAUUACAACAACAAGAAAAUAUGUCAAUAAAAGGACAAAGUGCAAGACAUUUGGUUAUGCAAAAAUUAAUGAGAAAAGUUGAAUCUCGAGUUGUUAUUUUAAGAAAUAUGGUUGCACCCGAAGAUGUUGAUGAGAGUUUACAAGAAGAAAUUCAAGAUGAAUGUUCGAAAUUCGGUGUUGUUGAACACGUUAUCAUUUACAAUGAACGACAAUCUGAAGACGAUGAAGACGCUGAAGUUAUAGUCAAAAUAUUUGUUGCAUUUAACCAAAUGUGUGAAGCGGAACGAGCAAGAGAUUCGUUAAAUGGACGUUAUUUCGGUGGAAGAAUGGUAAAAGGUGAACUUUACGAUCAAGCAUUAUUUGACAACAAUGAUUUUUCCGGCUGAUUUUUAUUUAUUUUUUUUUUUAUUCAUUCGAAGUUGACAGUGAUCUAAGAGUUUAUCUAUUUUCUCCUAUGGAAGAAUACGUAUUAUUGUUGAAAAAAAAGAAACAAUUUGUGCUAAAUUUUUUAUGCUGAGUGUAUGAAUGUUAAUUGUAUCGAAUUUUGAAUGCCUUGUAUUUUUUUUUUCUUUCUUUUUUGCUAAAGUAGCAUA
This is a messenger RNA of Leptopilina boulardi, 2448 nucleotides long. RefSeq names its product poly(U)-binding-splicing factor half pint (gene hfp). The record is from RefSeq and is a predicted model, not a curated record. Gene Ontology annotation, molecular function: RNA binding. Lineage: Eukaryota; Metazoa; Arthropoda; Insecta; Hymenoptera; Figitidae. Gene Ontology annotation, biological process: alternative mRNA splicing, via spliceosome; mRNA splice site recognition; regulation of alternative mRNA splicing, via spliceosome. The transcript has 12 exons. The coding region runs from base 697 to 2241 and encodes 514 amino acids. Gene Ontology annotation, cellular component: precatalytic spliceosome; catalytic step 2 spliceosome.